This is a messenger RNA of Erpetoichthys calabaricus (reedfish), 2410 nucleotides long. Its product is annotated as tripartite motif-containing protein 16-like. The record is from RefSeq and is a predicted model, not a curated record. Gene Ontology annotation, molecular function: zinc ion binding; protein binding. NCBI's taxonomy places the organism in Eukaryota, Metazoa, Chordata, Cladistia, Polypteriformes, Polypteridae. The coding region runs from base 82 to 1824 and encodes 580 amino acids. The transcript is spliced from 7 exons.
CCUCUGUCUGUUCAGUAACUUUCACUUUCCAUUCCUCAGAAAUCCCGUCUGCCAGCCAGUACUUCACAUCUCUCAGACACGAUGGCAGAAGCUAUGCACAUCAGCUCUCCAGAUCUAUUGACUUGCUCCAUCUGUCUGGAGGUCCUUAAUGAACCUGUUUGUAUCCCCUGCGGUCACAACUACUGCAUGUUUUGCAUCAACAAAUACUGGGAAACGGCGGAGAGGUUCAGUUGUCCUCAGUGUAGAGAAAUCUUUCCUUCAAAACCAAAGCUCAGUAAAAACAUCACUGUGGCUAACAUUGUGGAGGAAUUGAAGACAAGCAGACACGGCAACCCGACCUCUCAGAUGGGGGAUGAACUUCCAGAGGCAGAGUGCGAUUUGUGUACCUGGAAAAAAUUGAGAGCGGUGAAGUUCUGCGUCAGCUGUAAGGUCUACCUAUGUGGGCCUCACAUCCAGAAUCACAAGGCUGACGGAGCUCAGAGGAGACACAAGUUGGUCAGACCUUCUCGUAAUCGGCAGAACACGAUGUGCUUAAAGCACCAGAAACGCCUGGAUGUCUUCUGCCUAACCGAUCAGAUAUGUGUGUGCCAACAGUGUGCAACCACUGAACACAAGAAGCAUGUGAUAAUGGAUCUGGAGAGGGCGAGAGCAGAGAAACAGAUUCAGCUGGGAAUAGCACUUUGCCAGAUUAGAUUGGAAACCCAAGAUCUAAGCAUGAAGUUGAAGAAGAUGCAAGAAAACUCUGACUCUGUUCAGUUUUUGGCAGAAAGAGAGAUGGGAAAAUGUAAGGACAGCUUCAAAGAACUACUAGAAGCCACUGAGAAAACCCAAAUGAAAGUGAUGGACCAGAUUAAAGAGCAAAAGAAUACCAACGUGUGGAAGGCCGAUAGGCUAAUGAGGCAAAUGAAGGAGGAACUUGAGGAAGUGAAUAAGAGGGAAGCCAAACUGACCCAGCUUUCGGAGAUACACAACCACAUCCAGUUCCUCCAGAGCUUUCCGUUUCUUCACAUUUCGUCACAAGAAACGAAAGAUUUCAGCAUCACGAUCGAUGACAACUUCUCAUUUGAGAAUCUGAGGCUGGAGGUGUCAUCUAUGAAGGAGAGAGUGGAUGAGCUGAGCAAGUGGAAUUUCAGAAGACCCACUGAGAAAGCACCUGAAGCUCCUAUUUCUAAUGUUCCAUCUCCAAUACCGAGUCCCAGAGAUGCCCUUCUUCCAUCACCAGAAGCUCCUAUUUCUAAUGUUCCAGCUCCAAAACUGAGUUCCAGAGAUGCCCUUCUUCCAUAUGCCUGUUCUCUCACUCUGAACCCCAACACGGCCAAUAAAAAUCUUUACCUGUUUAAAGGAAACAGGGAGGUGACGUGCAUUAAAAUGAGAAGGACUGUGCCUGCCCACCCUGCCAGAUUUGACAACGUCUUUCAAGUUCUCUGCUCAGAGGGUCUUUUUGGCUCUCGCUUUUAUUGGGAGGUGGAGAGAUGUGGAGAAGGAGCAGUUAUAGGUGUUACGUAUUUUGGUAUUGAUAGGAAAGGCAAAGAUGCAAGUUGUAUCAUCGGGCACAAUGACAAGUCCUGGAGUUUGUUCUGCUCAGAUUCUUCUUGCGCUGCGUAUCACAAUGAUCAAGAAGUUGUACUAAAUGUCGCGUCUAGUCAUCGAAUCGGGGUGUACCUAGACUGGCCAGCUAACUGUCUGUCAUUUUAUAGCAUCUCACAGCAGACGAGCUUACUGCACAGAUUCAGGACCAAUUUCACAGGGCCGCUGUAUCCUGCUUUUUCUCUCUAUCCAGAUUCCCAUGUAAGGAUCGUUCAGGUAGAUUCGCCUUUUUGUUGAGGAUGCCCUAGAACACUAUAGGGUGGUCCAGAUCUAACUAUACAACAUUUAAUGCAAUGCAAUGCAAUAAUUGCAUAAUUAGAUCUGGACAAACCUGUAUUGACUGUUUGCACUGGUCGUCUAAAGCCCUUAAAUUUUCCUUGCACAUGCAAACCAUUGUAAACUGGUCACCAUCACCUUCAUUCCAGCGAGGAAACAUAUAAGACAAAACUUUCCCUCUUUUCUUUAGCUUGGCAUGUAAGAUGUAUGGCUGCAGUCCCCCUUCACUGACAAUUAUCCCUAAACUUAAAGGAUAAGUUUGUGAAGAAAUAACUUUGAUUUGAAAAAUAUCAAUCAUGGUGCCAUAUAAAAUUGUGUUCUUUUUAUAAAUUUUAAAAGCAAAUUUAAGGCAUAAGGGUACAAGGGUCCAAACAUGAAAAAAAAAAGGUGUAAACUUAUUAAGUAUGUCCAUUACGUUGCACUAUCGGAGAUUAAUUUGCAUCUUGUGAUUGCACAAAUAUUGUAAAAUAGUGUAUCCACAUCACUUUAGAAAGGAAUAACAAAGUAAGUAAGCUAUCUGUGAAAUGCUGCCAUUUUAAAAGAAAAC